This is a messenger RNA of Vombatus ursinus (common wombat), 1299 nucleotides long. RefSeq names its product COMM domain containing 7 (gene COMMD7). Gene Ontology annotation, molecular function: NF-kappaB binding. Bases 64 to 666 code for a protein of 200 amino acids. The transcript has 9 exons. Lineage: Eukaryota; Metazoa; Chordata; Mammalia; Diprotodontia; Vombatidae. Gene Ontology annotation, biological process: tumor necrosis factor-mediated signaling pathway; negative regulation of DNA-templated transcription. The record is from RefSeq and is a predicted model, not a curated record.
UCGGGGCGAGGCUGCACCUACCUAGGGCGGGACGGUGGUGCGCGUGCGUGCUUGCGUGUGGCCAUGGGGCGCUUUCACUUCACGCGGGACCCCAUCCCCGAGUCCGCAGGGAGCGAUAUGCUGCACUUGAACCAGCUCGGCGCGGAGCAGUUUGCCAUGCUGACCGAAGUGAUUUUCUACUUUUUGGUUCAACCCAAGGAGGUUGAAACAUUCCUGUCUAAACUGUCUGAUUUUGCUGCCACCAAUCAAAUCAGCCUUGGGCCCUUAAAGAAUAUUGUGAAAAGUCUUCUCCUAGUGCCCAAUGGUGCCUUGAAGAAGAAUAUGACUGCUGAGCAGGUCAGAGCAGAUUUCAUUACUCUGGGGCUCAGUGAAGAGAAAGCCACUUAUUUUUCUGAGAAGUGGAAACAGAAAUCUCCCACACUUGCACGAUGGGCGGUAGGACAGACACUGAUGAUCAACCAGCUUAUAGAUAUGGAAUGGAAAUUCGGAGUGACAUCGGGGAGCAGUGAACUGCAGAAAGUGGGCAGUAUUUUUUUACAAUUAAAGUUGGUGGUUAAAAAAGGAAACCAGACUGAAAACGUGUAUAUAGAGUUAACUCUGCCUCAGUUCUAUAACUUCCUGAGUGAGAUGGAACGUGUCCGAGCCAGCAUGGAGUGUUUCUGCUGAAGGGGAAGGAAGAAGGCUCAGAGGGAUAGCUUGUUUAUCCUUGUGGCCUGCUCUGUAACAGCUCGAGGGCUGAGGUGUCCCCCAAAAAGGUCACAGUUCUCUACUAGGGAGUUCAGUACAGUUAUCACAUAAACUCAUGAUUCAUGAAAUAACCACUCAUCACACAGGCCGUGUCUCAAAUAUUUAAACCAUUGAGAGGGGGAGAAAUGGAGCCAGUUUGUGAUAAUCUGCCUUUCCCUCCCUCUAGAACUCCUAUUUUCUCAAACUUCCAAGAUCAGCAGUCUAACUACAGAACAGAGUUAACCUGAAAUUAGGCAAGGGAGGACUUUACUGCCAGUAUCCUGAGAGCCAGAAUCUCAAACAAACAAACAAAAAAAUGCAUUUACCAUGUGUAGUGGAGAUUCUCUCAUGUGAGACCCUAUUUUAAUGAUAUAUCUGUAUGUAAACCCAAGAGCUCCUCUUUCAAAGACUUCUGUUCUUUGGAGGCCUUGACUCAGUUUCUCCUUCUGCAUCUGCCCAGCGAAAGUCAUCAUCUCAGCCUCCUUAGGAGUCUUUUUCCCUGGCUGAGUAGCCACUGAACAAAGUUCUGCCUUAUCUAAGUGUCUAAUAAAGGGUUUGAAGAAGAGGCCUUGA